Racocetra persica is the source of this 1379-nucleotide messenger RNA. NCBI's taxonomy places the organism in Eukaryota, Fungi, Glomeromycota, Glomeromycetes, Diversisporales, Gigasporaceae. The record is from the annotation of a GenBank genome assembly.
UCUGGGAAUUUUAUGUUGGUCACGAACGAAACGUAGUUGUCAAUGACAUCAAUUGUGCUGAGAAACUUUGCAAACCAUCUAAAAGAAUCUAUAAACGACUUCCUUUUCCUACUCUUGAAAGAAUAGGUCUUGGUCAUGGUUUAUUUUUUAAUAAUAAUUAUGAAUCAUUUCAUAAAAAACGAAGAUUGGUAAACCGUGCAUUAGGUGCACAGAAAUUUAUACGAGGAUUUGUCAUUUCUAUUCAAAACAUAUUUAAAGAAUCUGAGGAUAUAUGGAAAAAAUUAAAUGUAAAAAAUGGAAUAGAAUUUGAUUUUUGUGAAUGGAUAAGAUGUUACUUAACUGAUAUUUCGAUUCUUCAAACCACAAAACAACGUGCUUACACUGUUGCUUCAUUUGGUGCAAAGGAUAAUUUAAUUCAAACAAAAGAAGUUAAAAAUUCUUUAAGAUUUACUGAUGCUGUUGACAAAUUUUUUGAUUCUCUUGGAUUUUUUGCUUUCAUCCCUCUAUUUAUGCAGGAUUAUGUACCAGGUUUUACUCAUUAUAGAAAGAGAUGUGAACGUAAUGUUCAUUAUUUAUAUGGUGCUAUAGUUGAUAUUAUUAAUAAAAGAAAAAAAGAACUUGAUGAAGGUGCUGAGUUAGACGCAGAUUUGUUAGAUCAUUUUUUGAUUGCUCAUACUUUAAAAGAUCAUGGUUCUGACAAAGUUGAGAACCUGACUUCGUUAACUACUGAAGAAGUUUGUGUUCUUACGUGGGAUACUCUCUUAGCUGGCACUGAAGCGACCGGUAAUGCACUCUGUUUUCUAAUAUAUUUUGUUGCGAAAAAUCCAAACGUUCUUGCCAAGAUUCAUAAAGAGAUCGAUGAAGUUUUUGGUUCUGAUCCAAACGUUGAUUUCGCCCUUGAAAAACUUGAUAAUUGUCAUUACAUUGAUGCUGUGGUUAAAGAAUCAUUACGCUUAAUUUUAGUAUCCCCAUACACUGUAAAAAUUUCUGAUGAAACUGAAAAUAUUGGUGGAUAUGAUUUUCCAAGUGGAACUAAAUUUUGGGUAGAUCAUCAAGGUCUAUGUAAUAACCCUGAUAUUUGGAAUAAUCCUGAAACUUUUAAUCCUGAUAGAUUUUUAACUAAAAAUCAUGGUGGUUCGUCUGAAGUUUCUGAAUUACAAAAGUUUGCUUUUACUCCAUUUGGUUGUGGUCUCAGAGGUUGUGCUGGAAAAACAAUAGCUCCGAUUAUGAUGAAAACUGUGGUUGUUAUACUUUAUAGAAAGUAUAAUAUAGAAUUAGUUAAAAAGGAUGAAAUGAUAAAAUAUUAUUUUACUGCAAUGCACAAGGUUUAUGACCUGAAUGUUAAAGUUAGCUUAAGAGAUGUUUCUUCAUUUUCAUAA